Cololabis saira (Pacific saury) is the source of this 4593-nucleotide messenger RNA. It is a transcript of the gene impg2a, whose product is annotated as interphotoreceptor matrix proteoglycan 2a. The transcript has 21 exons. Gene Ontology annotation, molecular function: heparin binding; hyaluronic acid binding. Lineage: Eukaryota; Metazoa; Chordata; Actinopteri; Beloniformes; Belonidae. The coding region runs from base 130 to 3858 and encodes 1242 amino acids. The record is from RefSeq and is a predicted model, not a curated record. Gene Ontology annotation, biological process: visual perception.
UCUUCCUCCUGGACAAGUCUGAGCGAUGAGCGCCAGGACCAGGCUGCUGGUUCAAGUCCCGGGAGGAAACACACACCUGUCUGAUCCUUUUCCCAGUCCCAGGACCUAAACUCCAGCCCGGACUCCACCAUGCUCCCUACGUCCUGGAGCAGCGUGUUCUGCUCGGUUCUGCUGAGUCUGCUGCUGCUGGACCCACGCACAGGUGCGUCCUCCGAGGGUUCCUCCAUGGGAUUCCUCUCUCUGCCUUACAUGAACGAGCCCGCGCUGCUGCCGCGCGUCACCCGCGUGUCCGAGCUGAAGGCGGCGGCCCCACACCCCGCGGCCUCCUCCCGGCGGAGGAGGAACAUCUUCUACCAGGCCGGACUGCGCCUGUGCGGCCAGGACACGGAGGAGCAGGUGCUGGCCAGCCACCUCAGCUACUUCCACCUGAGAGUGUGCCAGGAGACCGUCUGGGAGGCGUUCAAGAUCUUCUGGGACCGGCUGCCGGAGCAGGACGAGUACCAGCGCUGGAUGGGCCGGUGCCAGGACGGGUCGGCCACGGCCCAGGACAUCGGUGAAUACUUCAGCACGUCGGAGGAACACCGAGAACGAGUGCAGCAGAAAUUGUCUCAUUCAACCCUGAAAAGCACACCGACACCAGAGACCCCGGCGGAACCAGAACCCGCUGGAUCUCCAGACACUGGUGACGAGGCGGCGGAGGAUGUAGAGGCCGUUUCCACGGCAACGACGGAGGAGAAUUCACGGCUCAACGACAUCACGGUGCAGCCGACCACGGCGCCGGUGCAGCAGCAGGUGGUGGAGAUGAGCAUCCUGCUGACCGGGGAGGUUUUCAGCGACGACCUCCACGACCCCGCCAGCCUCCACUUCCAGACGCUCAGCCGGCACCUGGUGGACAAGAUAGAAGACGCUCUGGAGGAGCUGCCUGGCUUCAGGAGUGUGUCAGUGAUCGACUUCAGGCCGCAGAAGGACAACCAAGGGACGGACGGCGUGGUGGCGGACUACGCCGUCACGGUGCUGGUGGACGGAGACGGAGUCAGCUCGGAGCAGAUCGACUACCUCACCCUGCAGUCCAACCUGGUGGAGAACUCGUACCGGGAGGUCAGGGAACGAUCCACGGUGGUUUACAGCAGGAACAAGGAGGAGGAAUCCACCGACACCCUGCCCAUCGGAGAGCCGGAGAGCGUGUCCGAGGUCCCUGCGCUGGUCGGCUCUGCAGGUGAAACCACGGUGAGUGACCUCCACCCCGGCCUGAGCGCCGCGGUGCCGCCGGUUACGGCGGCUGGCGCGUGCAACACCACUCAUGUUCCGGUCGGCGCCAUCGAAGACCCGUCUCAGGUCUGGACCCCAGCAGAUGACUCCGGGGUCGACGUCCUCCCUGAACCCUCAGAAACCAACACGGUGUCGGUAUCAGACGGAGACGUGGUGGUUCUGGAGGAGAGUGAGCUGGUGACGCCGGCCGGCGUCCUCGUCUCCAACACGCCUGAAGACCUUCAGGAGGAAGGUCUGUUGCUGGAGGAAACGAGGCACGUCAUCGUCGCAGAGGAACCUGAGGAACCUGAGGAACCUGAGGAACCUCCACCCGAGCCAUCCUCCACGGAGCCGCCGCCGGUUGCCACGGAGCCGCUGGCGGUUGCCACAGAGCCGCCGGCGGUUGCCACGGAGCCGCUGGCGGUUGCCACGGAGCCGCUGGCGGUUGCCACGGAGCCACCAGCGGGGGGCGCCACGCUGCCCGAGCCUCCGGUGGAGACGGAGGCUUCGGGGUCACAUGAGGACAACCUGCCGGAACCUCCCACGACCUCAGCAGAAGAAGAGACGGUUCCCCGCCAAAAUCCUUCCUCGGAGAACACGGUCAUGGUACAAGACAUCAGCGCUGAAGAAGAGAAAGGUGAUGUCGCUGCAGCGGACGAAGAACCUGGAGAACAUGGAGAUGAGGCUGCUGGAAAUGAGAUUCCAGAAGACACAGAAACCUCCACUACUGUAACAGAAACCACAGAAGAAGAAGACCUGGUGGUCUCCCCUACUGUAACAGAAACCAUAGAAGAUGAAGAAGAAGAAGGAGAAGAAGAAGAAGGUCCGUCAGCUGCCCCCCCACUGGCGGAGGAUGUUGAUUUGUGGAGUGAAGCUUCAGAUCCGGAUGCAGCAGAAACGUCUCGACGCCCCGAUGCUGAUGAGAUCGUCAUGGAGACGCCAGAAGAGCCUCAUCCCACUGAUGCUCCGAAUUCGAGCCAGGAGGCCGAGGACGCCGCCGUCAAUCCUCAGGAUGCCGCCAUCGAUACUGAAGACGCCGCCGUCAUAGAUACUGAGGAAGAUGCAGCCAUCGAUACUGAGAAUCCUGCGUUGAAGGAUGAAGGUUCAGAGGAGACAGCAGAGAGUGAUGGAGAGGAAGAGGAGGAGAAGGAAGAGGAGAAGGAGGAGACGGUUGUGCCAGAUCUACCAGAGAUCUCAACCGAGGACCUCACAGAGGACGAGAUCUUACCAGCGAGUAAAAGUGAUCCAGAACCGUCGGUGACGAAUUCUCCAGCUUCUCCUCAGCCGACGUCUUCGUCUCCAGAAAAGGAGUCUCCUUUCACCCUGAUCUCCGUCAUCAGUCCGGACCCCGAGGACCAGCCGGAGAUCUCCAUCACCACACUGUUGGAGGUCGAGGACUCGGACGACGUCACCACCGGGGACGACGGCCACGGCGUCGUGUCCUUCGGCUUCGGCCUGACCAACCUGACGGAGGAGGGCAGCACCGGGUUCCCCUUCGGCGUGUCCCAGGGGACGGACCAGGCCAGCAUCGCCGUGCCGGUGAACCCCGGCCGAGCCCUGAUCGUGUUCUUCAGCCUCAGGGUCACCAACAUGGUGUUCUCCGAUGAUCUGUUCAACAAGAGCUCCCCGGAGUACAAGGCCCUGGAGCAGCGCUUCCUGGAGCUGCUCGUGCCGUACCUGCAGUCCAACCUGACCCACUUCGAGAACCUGGAGAUCCUGAACUUCCGGAACGGCAGCAUCGUGGUGAACAGCCGGAUGAAGUUCGGCAGGCCGGUGGCUCGAGGCGUCACCACCACCGUGUACCUGAUCCUGGAGGACUUCUGCAACACGGCCUACCAGACCAUGAACCUGGCCAUCGACAAGUACUCGCUGGACGUGGAGUCAGGCGACCAGGCCGACCCCUGCAAGUUCCAGGCCUGCAACGAGUUCGCCGAGUGUAAGGUGAACAAGUGGUCGGGGGAGGCGGAGUGUGUGUGCAACGCCGGCUACUUCAGCGUGGACGGCUUGCCCUGCCAGAGCAUCUGCGAGCUGCAGAGCGACUUCUGCCUCAACGACGGCAAGUGCGACGUCAUCGACGGACAGGGCGCCAUCUGCAGGUGCCGGGUCGGGGAGAACUGGUGGUACCGGGGAGAGCACUGUGAGGAGUACGUGUCGGAGCCGCUGGUGGUCGGCAUCGCCAUCGCCUCGGUGGCAGGAUUCCUGCUGGUGGCGUCGGGGGUUCUGUUCUUCCUGGCCCGGACGCUGAGGGACCAGUACGACAAGGACGAGUCCGAGGACCCAAUACGGCGGGCGGAGAGCCUCCCGUCCCUGGAGCGGGCCACCAAGUACAACCCCAUGUUUGAGAGCGAGGCCACGACGGGCUACAGCCACUACUACCGCCGUUACCCAGAAGCCCCGGUGUACAGCAGCGCCAGCGCCGAGGCCUCCACCGACUUCAGCAGCGAGGAGAUCCGGCACAUCUACGAGAACAGCGAGCUCACCAAGGAUGAAAUCCAAGACAGGAUACGCAUCAUCGAGCUCUACGCGAAGGACCGGCAGUUUGCAGACUUCGUGCGACAACAUCAGACAGUGCUGGACACCCGCGGGGAGAGCUCCUCGACGCAGACAUGAACCUCACGUGGAAACCAAGAAACGCCUCUGAUGAGCAGCGAAGCCGUCCGUCAAGACUCCGGUUGGUUCUGAAAAGCCUGGACUUUGUUCUGAUUUGGACUUGUAGAACCCGGCCGAGCCGGCGCCGGUUCCUCUUCUGCCCGGCAGAGGCGUUGACUUUUCCUCCACCUUCCUCGGUGCCUUCUCCGGACGUUACGGCCCGUUCACGGACCCUGAAACGCUGAUGGACUCAUGAAGAUACCAAGUAGUUGCUCAGGAUCUUUAUUAUUUACUUGAAUCAUGUUGUAUUUAUUUCACCUCUUGUAAAGAGGAAGGAUGUAAAUAUGUGUUUAGCUGACCUGACGUCUGUUAGCCAAGAUGACAUUUGGACAGUUUUCUCUACUUCUGUCUCUCUGAUGCUCCGAUUUAUUUUUAGGUCUUUUCUGAGGGACUUGAGGAGAUGUUCUGUUUUAGGAGAUGGUGCUAUUAUCACUUAAAAAGUAGUUCUCUUUGAUCAUUUUACUUCAAAUUAAACGUUUUGGGAAAUACAGAAGAGGCCAAACUCCUCCUCUAUCACCGAACACAGCGAACCCGUCAGGGUUCCCUGUGGAACCCCAGAUCCCAGUCUAACGACUUCAACAUAACUAUUUCCCAACGAAGUAAAGCAGCUAUUUCCUGGAUAGUUCUGAUACCGACGCCACCGUCGGAAAUACGCGCCAAUGCUGCAGAAAAUAAAGGUAUCUGGAACGACAUUCA